Molecule: messenger RNA, 793 nt
Organism: Armigeres subalbatus
Lineage: Eukaryota; Metazoa; Arthropoda; Insecta; Diptera; Culicidae
Exons: 2
Coding region: 86-601 (171 amino acids)
Source: RefSeq, a predicted model, not a curated record
GAGGGAAGUCAUCAGUUGAUUCUGAAUUUGCAACGAAGAAAGACGUACUAGUUGUGAUAGUUCAAUUUAGCAGCAAAUUUACAAAAUGUGGACUAAACUGUUAACUGUUGCAUGUGUUACUGUGAUGGUGUCCGGUGCCAGUAUUCAUCACCAUCAUCCAGAACCCACCCAUAAGUCCCACGUGGGAAAGCAUAAACGUCACGCCAAUUGGCAUCACGAACCGCCAGCGUAUCCAAUCGUCGAAUACGAUUAUGUUCCGGAACCAGUCGACUGCCCUGAACCCGAACCUGUCUACUAUCAUGAACCAGAGCCAGUCUACUACGCGCCGCCGGAGCCAGUCUACUACGCACCACCGGAGCCAGUUUACUAUCCCAAAUACGAACCAGUGUUCUACUCAAAGUACGAACCCGUCUACGAAGUUACGACGCCGCCAUGCAGCACGACGACAACAACACCGCCACCAACGACUACAACUACGACCACAACAACCACUACGCCCAAACCCAAAAAGCUGAAAAAACCUCUCAAGGAAGCACUGCUGAACAAACUUGUGGGAACAACAACCACGACAACGACCACUCGGCGUCCAUACGUGUAUUAAAAUUAUGGUAGAACACGGACUCAGCGGUUUGCAUCGUGAAAUCAUGCUAUAUUAGCAUUCAAAUACUUCGCAAAUCAAACUGAACUCUCAAAAUGAGGCUAUAGGAAUAGUUAUUUAUUAUACAUAAUUAGAUUUAUCGAUAAUGAAUAAAAUAGAUCUUUCGAUGUCACUCACAUUAAACUGAAAAACAAA